UCGCAGCCGACCUGAUGCCCGCCUCGUCAGAGGACACUCAGCCGGGCGGCCUCCCUUCGAAGCUGACGUUGGAAGCCAUGAACGCCACACUGCUGAAGGGCCUCAACGGGUCGGAGCGCUGCCCCAGAGACACGCGGGUCGCCCAGCUGGUGUUCCCGGCCGCCUACACUGUCGUCUUCCUCGCCGGCCUCCUGCUGAACGCCGCAGCCCUGUGGGUGUUCGUCCACAUCCCCAGCUCCUCCACCUUCAUUGUCUACCUCAAGAACACACUGGCGGCCGACCUGAUAAUGACGCUCACGCUUCCGUUCAAAAUCCUCUCCGACGCCCACCUCGGCCCCUGGCAGCUCAGAGCCUUUGUGUGUCGUUUCUCGGCUGUCAUCUUUUACGCCACCAUGUACGUGGGCAUCAUACUGCUGGGCCUCAUAGCCUUUGACAGGUUCCUCAAGAUCAUCAGACCUUUUGGAAAAUAUUUCGUGCAAAAACCCGCUUUUGCAAAAACGGUCUCGACCCUGGUCUGGCUCCUUUUGUACCUCACCUCUCUGCCAAAUGUGAUCUUAAGCAACAAGGAAGCCACACCGUCGUCUGUGAGAAAGUGCGCCUCCUUAAAGGGUCCUCUGGGGCUCAAAUGGCACCAAGUGGUGAAUAACAUAUCCCAGUUCAUUUUCUGGACCGUUUUUGUCCUAAUGCUUCUGUUUUAUGUGGUGAUCGCAAAACAAGUAUACAAUUCUUACAGAAAGUCCAAAAGCAAGGAGAGCGGAAACAACAAAAAGCUGGGAGGUAAAGUAUUCGUUGUGGUGGCCGUCUUCUUUGUGUGCUUUGCUCCAUUUCAUUUUGCCAGAGUGCCAUAUACACAGAGCCAGACCAACAGCAGGACUGAUUGCCGGGUGCAAAACCACCUGUUUAUUGCUAAGGAAACAACUCUCUUUUUGGCAGCAACUAACAUUUGUAUGGACCCCUUCAUAUAUAUAUUCUUAUGUAAAAAAUUCACAGAAAGGCUACCAUGCAUGAGAGGCAGAAAGAUGGCAACAUCAACCCAAGAAAAUCACACCAUCCAGACUGACCAUAACAUAACCCUAGGCUGAUAACUUUAUUAUGGUUAGCUUCUAUUUAUCAACAAGACUUCAAGAGACAAUUUAUUUGGAAAUAAAAUUUAAGCAAUGAAAGAAAAAACGGUUGGAACAAAUGCUUUCUUACACUUUAUUACCCUGGUGCAGAAAGGAUUAUGUAAAUUUUAAGGCCACACAGAUUUAUUCAUAAGCAAAAUGAAGUGUCUCUGAAAGAAUGCAACAGAAAGUAAACGGCCACUAGAGGUCGGCUUUUUGAGAGCAUUCGCUGAAAACUGGGGAAAGAUUUACUAUGGAUAAAUGUAUAUCCCUAAAAACCUCCCCUCCAAAAUACCUUCUCACAUUCUUUUACACACACAAUUCAAACAACACUACUGCUUCUGUGUCCCACAAAUGUCGGUACUUGUUGAUUUUAAAAAAGAAUAAAACAACCUUGAAAGUCCUCAGGUGAAAGCUGAAGCUAGGGGUUGAAAAGGAUGCUAGAGAGGAAGUAUCUGGGGAGUGGGGUGGCUGAGAAGCCCUCUGGAAGCCGGGAUGAAGGGGCUGCUCCUUAGAAUUACACAGCACCUCUUCCUCACUCUCCCAGUGCACCAUGGGAGCACAAGCACCAUCAUUAAACCACACGUGCACUGCUGCACUGCAGUACCUUGCUCACAUCAUAAAUGUGCACAAUUCAAGGGCAAGAAUACUGUAUUCUUCUUGCUUGGAAUUCUCUCUCUGCCCAGCAAACACUCUAUUGGUGGUUGAAUAUUCUGCCUUCUCCGCAAAGCCUGCCUGGGCCACAGCGUCUGCUCUCCUGCCUCACCUUUGGCUGAAGAGCAAGACUCCUCCCACUGUCGUGUGCACAGAAGGCCCUCACUGCUAGUUCCCCUUUACGGGAUGGUUGUCUUCUUGCCCACAUCCCCCAGAGGCAGUCAGGAUUCUUUAAGAAAGACGACACGUUUUGAAGACAGAAAACAUGCCAUGUUUUCUUGCUAUCUCCCACACUACUUCCUGGAGACCAUGGAUUCCAAAUGUUUUAAGUAGAAUAUCUCAUCAUUAUGCCAUUCUUGGUCCCUCUAGAGAUGGGACUGCUGACCCACAAUCAGUAACAUUCAUACCGGGAAAUCUGUCAUAGGAUGGUGACCUACCAGUACUUAUUUACCUCCAAAUUUUCUCCUGAAUCCCUUCAUAGUUCAAAACAACUAAAAUAUGCUCAUCUGGAAUUGUGGACGCUGGUUUGUAUGUUCUAGAGAAAAUGCAGACAGGAGUCAUGCUCUGUAAAUGUGCCACCAGCGCCCACGUGAUCAUCAAGGUGAAGCCCAGGCCUCAUUCCACGGCCUCAAGGGCCAUGAAGGCCCUGGAGCCUGCCUCCCUUUCUGGCCUUGUCUCCUAUCUGCUCUUCCAUUGGGAACUUCACACUCUGUGUAGACGUGUAACUGCCAGAACAUGCCCACUCCUUUCACUCCUGUGUCACCGCACAUGUAAACCUCGCUCUGACUCACCAAGGAAAACUCUUAUUCAUCCACGAAUCCUAAGUUGCCAUCACUUAGGCCAUGGAAUCUCAUCUAGCCAAGCUCCUACUACCUCCUAAACCCAACUCUUCCCUUAUCUGUCUGUUGUCACGGUAGGACACACCACUGUAUGGUGUCACAUCUCAAUUUUUGUAUUUAUCACAUUGUUUUGUAAUUACUUGCUCACAAAUGUAUCUUCUCUUUUAAUAAUAUACGUAAACUUUUGACGGCAGGGAUUUCGUCUUAUGUACAAUUAAUAAAUACUUGAUAA
Equus quagga is the source of this 2828-nucleotide messenger RNA. It is a transcript of the gene P2RY13, whose product is annotated as purinergic receptor P2Y13. The transcript has 2 exons. Gene Ontology annotation, molecular function: G protein-coupled purinergic nucleotide receptor activity. Gene Ontology annotation, cellular component: membrane. The coding region runs from base 15 to 1082 and encodes 355 amino acids. The record is from RefSeq and is a predicted model, not a curated record. Lineage: Eukaryota; Metazoa; Chordata; Mammalia; Perissodactyla; Equidae. Gene Ontology annotation, biological process: G protein-coupled receptor signaling pathway; negative regulation of adenylate cyclase activity.